Ornithorhynchus anatinus (platypus) is the source of this 927-nucleotide messenger RNA. RefSeq names its product methionine sulfoxide reductase B2 (gene MSRB2). The transcript is spliced from 5 exons. Gene Ontology annotation, biological process: response to oxidative stress; protein repair. The record is from RefSeq and is a predicted model, not a curated record. Gene Ontology annotation, molecular function: peptide-methionine (R)-S-oxide reductase activity. NCBI's taxonomy places the organism in Eukaryota, Metazoa, Chordata, Mammalia, Monotremata, Ornithorhynchidae. Gene Ontology annotation, cellular component: cytoplasm. The coding region runs from base 1 to 510 and encodes 169 amino acids.
AUGUUGGCGCGCGUGCUCAGGGCGGGGUGGGGGCGCGCGGGCGGGCGCGCGAGCCUGACCCGGCCGAGGGCCGGACGCUCGGCCGCAGAUACAUGUUUUCUUACUCAACACAAGUCAACCACUGACUGGAAAAAGAAACUGACUCCAGAGCAAUACUGUGUUACCAGAGGAAAAGGAACAGAGCCGCCUUUCAGUGGGAUCCAUCUGAAUAACACAGAACGAGGAAUGUACCACUGUUUGUGCUGUGAUAUGCCCCUGUUCAGUUCAGAGAAGAAGUUCUGUUCUGGCACUGGGUGGCCUUCGUUCCUGGAGGCCCACGGGACUCAGGGCACCGAUGAGAGCCAGACUGGCAUCCUGAGAAGGCCCGACCACAGCCUGGGCCUAGCUCGCACCGAGGUUGUCUGCAAAAGGUGCGAGGCCCACCUGGGCCACGUGUUUGACGACGGUCCCCCGCCGACUGGACAACGGUUCUGUAUCAACAGCGUCGCGCUGACCUUUAAGCCGAGUUAGAGGCAGGCCAACUCGAGCUCUCUGGACGCACCACCCCACCCUGGCCUGCAAGGAAUGCUUCUUCCCGAAAGGCACUGGAUUGAAAGGCUUGCAUGUGGAAAUUUGAAGCUAAAUCACUGUUAGAGUAUUUUCACCAGCCGCUCACUCCCUUUCUUUAGUUCUGAACCUUUAAGGAUGUUUAAUCUUUACCCAGAAUAUCAGUCAUUUCAUCUAAACAUUUUAUGAGUUGUUUGCUUCAGUGCUGUCAGUUCCAGCAAGCAGGUUUAUAGGUGGUCUUCAGUUAACAGGUAGUUGUAAAGGGUCAAGACACAGGAAAAUGAAUUUUGAAUUGCCCUCAUGGAGUAAACAAUCUGCAUUAUUUGGCUGUAAAUGGAAAAGAUUUGGGAAAAAUAAAUAUAUAUGUAAAUCUCUUUUGAA